CGUCACACUAACACACUUUAUUUGUUUCGUUUAUAUUCUUUUCUCUCCUUUUGGUUUUUUCUGCUACAGGAGGUUCUUGUUACCCUGUUAUCUCUUGUGCCUUUUUCAGUUAAUUGAUACCCUGAAGAUGAAUGUCAAUAUCCUGAAGAUGAAAAUAGCACAGCGCAGGGUCCAGAAGCCAGUUAAAUCCUCCUUACACAGCAUGAAGUCUACCUCAAUGUCAUCCAUUAGGGGCCGAUUGCUGGAUAGUGUAGAUGCGGCACAACUGAAUCUGGUCAGUGAUCUUAACACGGAGUUCUUCGCCGACUCCUACCAGCUGGUCCAGUUUUUGAGCGAACGCAACGCCAGUCUGGCUGCCAAGUUCAAGUUGUACGUGGACAUCCUCUUCCGACUUCACGGCCACUAUGUCACCGAGGUGACCCAAGCCCAGGUGAUGAAUCAGAAGAUGAAGACGGCGGACGAGAAGCUGCGGCUGGCCCUGCGGACCACGGCCACCUCGGAGUCGAUGAUGGAGCACCUGCGGGAGUCUUUGGAGGAGGCCUGGCGGAACGAGGACACCAUCAAGAAUCGACAGGAGACCUUGCAGAUCCAGCUUACUUCACUCGUGCGCAGUGAACAAACGACCUUUAACAAAUCUGAGCACGAAAAUGCACAAACCAAUCCCAAGGAGCAGCAAAUUCGUGGCUUGGUCUUUCGAGAGCGGGAUCGCCUGGCUGGCGAGCUAAAGGACUACCAGAAGCGACUGCAAACGAAUCGCUUUUACUCCGAAUCGCUGGAGGGUAUGAUAGAGAUUUCAAAAGAAACGAUUGCCAAUCUUAAUAUGCGGGUAAAGAGGGCCGAGCUGGAGAACUAUCGGUUAGAGCACAAGUGCAGUGUGGAACAGGAUAAGAACCAGGAAAGGCUGUUGUGUCUUAACAAGGAGUUGGCGUUGGUUCUGCAGCAAAACCAGGAGCUCCUUACGCUGGAAAAAACAACGGCGCAGGUAGCCGCUGCCAAUGAAGAACUCAAGCAGCGGAAUGAUCGUCUCGUGCGGGAGAACUACAGCAUGUUGAAGGCCCACCGCCAGCAUGAGGAUGAGAAGAACAGGCUGCAGGCGAACCUCAAGGUGGCCGAGGAGUUGAGCAAUGCCCGGAGGCGGGACAACAUUGAUCUUGACUUGGCCCGCCGUGCUGCUGAGCGGGAUGCAAAGAAAAAAGCAGACGAUUCGGUUAUCCUGGAAAGACGUUUCAUACAGCUUGCCAAAAAGAACACGGAGCUUAACGACCAGGAUAUUGUUAAUAGAAAUGAGAUUAAAGUGCAGGAAAAGAAAAUUGCUGUGGCUACUGUCAAGUUGGACGAGGCACUCCACCAGAAGGAAGAAAUAACCCGCUCUCGGGAUAAACUUAGAAUGGAAAUCACGCGUCUUAACGAUGUGGUGUCCGGAGUGCGUCACGAGAUCGCAACUAUACGUCACCAGGUGCAGGAUUUGCAGGACGAUCUACAGCGGGCCAACAAGUCCCUGGAUGAGAAGGAUCUGCGGGUGCAGAAAAUAUCCCGUGAGAAAAAGGAACAAUCGGUGGAACUCAACGAUGCCUACAAGAAGAUCGAUGGCCUCGAGGAUGCACUUAUUAUCAAGACGGAGCGAUUGGAAGCCGUCCAGGCAGAGCUAACGCAGAAACAGCUGGAUUUUUUGAACGCCAAGAAGCAGAUGGAAAUCAUCCAUUCGGAGAAGGUGAUGCUAAUGAAGACGUUGGACAUGUGCUCGCGAGACCGCUCCACGCUACAAAGCACAAUGGCCAAACUGACGCACCAGAUCAACCAGAUGACCACAACGCUGGCCCUUAACGAGAAGGAGAUCUCCACUCUAGGGAACCAGAUCGAGCAGAUGAACCGCGCUAUUAAGCAGAAGCAGAACGAGAUCCAUGCCAAGGAACGAUUGUUGGCCAGCACGCGAUCCGAUCUCCGGGAAAUGAAGAUCCGGUUCGAGCAAUCGCAGCACACCAUCGACUCCGAUGAGAAGCGCUUCAAGACCAUCAAAUGCGCCCUCGAUGAGGUGACGAAGGAGAAGAGCCUGGUGGGCUUGCAGAUGGUCAGGCGAAACGAUGAGGUGCGCCUGCUAAAGGAAAAAGUGUCAAUGAUGCAGAAGGCCAUUGAUCGGGGCACCUCGCAGUACAACCAAAGAGUGGAGGACAUUCGAUUGCUCAAACUGGAGGUCGUUAACCUGCGGAUGUCGCACGAGUGCAUGCAACGCGAGGUGGGCAACAAGGCGGCCAUGCGCCACGAUGUGAUCCGAUUGGAGCGACAGCUCAACCGAGAGAGGCUCAGGGUAUCCGCCUACUCGGAGGAGCUGUCCCGCCCCUGUCGCGUCCAUCGCUGGCGCGUGCUCCAAGGCAAGGAUCCCCGCCGCUUCGACCUAAUCCGCAAGGUGCAAGUCCUGCUGCGCCGAAACAUUCGCCUUUCCGUGCUCCGCGAGAACAUGGCCAAGGAACUGGCCAAUGUGGUACGCAUGCACGAGGACCUCAAGCGCCAGAUUACGUACUUGCCUGAUCCUAGUACGCGAGAGAAGCUUUGCGAUCAGCAGCGCAUCAAUCGACGCCAAACCCGUCAGCUGAAAGCCAUGAAAGCCGAGCUGAGGAUCAAUGAAAUCGAUCUAAAGGCCCGGGAAAACCUAAUAGCAGGCUUCCAAGUACAGCUGCGCCUCCAGCAUCAAAAGAACAAAGGGUUCGUCAUAGGUAGAGCCGAUUGCAAGAAAAACGCACCCAAGACGAUCGACGAAAACUUCAUGGAGCAUUUAUUCGACAUGUCGUCCUCUUCCGAGAUUAUAACCAAAUCAGAUGAGAGAUUGUAGCUCAGUAAUUCUGGUCCUGCAACAAUUAGGGUACCUUUUACUUUUUUAUUAAUUACAGAAAAUAUUUAAAAACCUUAA
Messenger RNA from Drosophila ficusphila, 2905 nucleotides. RefSeq names its product cilia- and flagella-associated protein 58. Gene Ontology annotation, cellular component: cytoskeleton. Bases 128 to 2827 code for a protein of 899 amino acids. Lineage: Eukaryota; Metazoa; Arthropoda; Insecta; Diptera; Drosophilidae. The transcript is spliced from 4 exons. The record is from RefSeq and is a predicted model, not a curated record.